This is a messenger RNA of Papilio xuthus (Asian swallowtail), 769 nucleotides long. Its product is annotated as glutathione S-transferase 1-1-like. Gene Ontology annotation, biological process: glutathione metabolic process. The coding region runs from base 37 to 705 and encodes 222 amino acids. Lineage: Eukaryota; Metazoa; Arthropoda; Insecta; Lepidoptera; Papilionidae. The record is from RefSeq and is a predicted model, not a curated record. Gene Ontology annotation, molecular function: glutathione transferase activity. The transcript is spliced from 5 exons.
AAUAGUACAAGAAGCUACACUUGGAUAUGAAUUUCAAUGCCAAACAUCGCGAUGACUAUUGACUUCUAUUACAUGAAAGGCUCGCCGCCUUGCGCUGUGGUGUCACUAAUAUUCGCAGAGGUGGGCAUAGAGUCUCAGGUCAACAGCCACUAUGUGAACAUUGAAGCCAAUGAACACUUAAAAGAAGAAUACUUAAAGAUAAACCCGCAGCACACAGCACCUACUAUCGUGGACGACGGCCUCGUCCUUGCCGAGUCUCGUGCCAUCGCUAAAUAUCUUGUGGCGAAGUAUGGCAACAAUAAAUAUUACCCACAGGACAUAAACACCCGCGCUUUAAUAGACCAGAGGCUGGACUUUGAUAUAGGGACACUUUACGCCAGACUCGGUGAUGUUUACUAUUCUUUAAUCCUUGGAUCGCCUAUGAAUGAGAACCAGUUGAAUAAACUUGAUGACGCUUUCAAUAUCCUCAACAAUACACUGGAAGGCAACAAAUAUGCUGUUGGAUCAGAACCCACGCUAGCUGAUAUCAGCCUGGCAGUCACUGUAUUAGUUUUUGAAGCCUUCAAAGUCAAUAUUAAGCGAUAUAAUAACAUCACCAGGUGGUUGACACUUGUGAGGUCAUCAGUGCCAAAAUUCGAUGAAAUCGUAUUGAACUAUGUGAAUGACUGCGCGCAGAUUGUUAGCAAAAGGGGAAAAUCAACAUAGACUUCUAAUUUAAUUUAAGUCCUGUGUAAUUUAUGAAAAUAAAACAUUAAAUUAAUUGAACUGA